UUGAUGUUUGUCUUACUUCAUUUUAUCUCUCUUUCCUUUCUCCAUAAAGUCAGGCCACUCCCUUACUUGCCCUAAUAACAACUAUCUCUCACUUUCCCACUAAAAUCUCAAAUUCCUUAUCAUGUCCGAGGGUAUGACCGUGUCUGACCCAACAGCCCCUAUCGGACCUUCCGUCGUGUCCGACGCCAUCAUCCAUCACACCCCUUCUUCGUCUCAUUCAUACGAUGUAUUUGUGAGCUUCCGUGGUGAAGACACGCGCAACAACUUCACUAGUUUUCUCUUUGGAGAUCUCCAUCGAGCAGGCAUUGUUGCCUUCAGAGAUGACGAAUGUAUCAAAAAAGGUGAUUUCAUAGCACCCGAGCUUCUACAAGCCAUUCAGGGCUCUCGACUUUUCGUUGUUGUCUUAUCAAAGAACUAUGCUUCCUCCACUUGGUGCUUACGUGAACUCGUAGAGAUAUUUAAUUGCUGUGAAACUUCACCAAGACCUGUUAUACCUAUAUUUUAUGAUGUUGAGCCUACGACGGUGCGCAACCAGAAAGGAUGUUAUGAGAAAGCAUUUGCAGAACACGAAAACAGAUUCAGAGAAGACAAGGUAAAGAUGGAGGAAGUUCAAAGAUGGAAAGAAGCUCUCAGAAAACUGGCCAAUAUCUCUGGUUCGGAUAUCGGAAAUAAGCCACAAAAUGAACAGAUUGAAAAAAUUGUUCAAGAGAUAAUAAAUAAUUUGAGACCAAAAUUUUUAAAUCUUCCAAGGGAUCAACUAGUUGGGAUAGAGGAUCGAGUUCAAGACUUAGGAAAUAUUUUGCGUUUCGACCUCAAUGAUGUUCGAGUUGUCGGAAUAAGUGGGAUGGGUGGCAUAGGAAAGACAACUCUUGCUCGGGCUUUAUACGAAAGAAUUUGUCAUCAAUAUAAAUAUCGUUGUUUUAUUGACGAUGUAAGCAAAAUAUUUCUAGAUUCUCGUUCGAUGGGCUUACAAAAGCAAUUAAUUUCUCAGACUCUAAAUGAGAAAAGUGUAAAGAUUUGCAAUGUUACUGAGGGAACAUGUUUGGUGCAGUCCAAACUGAACAAUGCUAAGGCACUCAUAGUUUUUGACAACGUUGAUCAAGUUCAACAACUGAGGAUAUUUAGCGGAAAUAGAGACAAUUUGUUGCGAGAAUGCUUAGGUGGAGGGAGCAGAAUCAUCAUAGUUUCUAGGGAUGAACAAAUAUUGAAGAUACACGGAGUGGAUGAUAUUUAUCAAGUUGGACCGUUGGAACGGAAUGAUGCUAUCCAACUAUUUUGUAGAAAUGCUUUCAAAGUUAAUUACAUUUUGAGCGAUUAUGAAAAGUUGGCAGAUAAGAUACUAUCACAUGUUGAAGGCCAUCCCUUGGCAAUUGAAACAAUUGGAUCAUCUUUGUUUGGCCGAAGUUUGUCACAAUGGAAAAGUGUAUUGGAAGGGCUGAAAGAAAAUAAAAGUAAAAAUAUUAUGGAUAUUUUGCGCAUAAGUUAUAUUCAACUGGAAGAAAAAUACAAACAAACUUUUUUAGAUAUUGCUUGCUUCUUCAAUUCUUAUGAUGAAGAAUGUGUGAAGGAAAUUCUAAAUUUCCGUGGAUUUCAUCCUGAAGAUAGCAUACAAGUUCUCAUUGAUAAAUCACUCAUUACCAGAGAUUUCUAUGAUGGGAUGACAAUAAAAAUGCAUAGCUUGCUAGUGGAUUUGGGCAGGUGUAUUGUUCGGGAAGUAUCACCUAAAGAGCCUAUAAAGUGGAGUAGGUUGUGGACACGCAAAGAUCUCCAUGAUGCUAUGUCAGAGAACGAGGCAACUCGAAACCUUGAGGCAAUAGUUCUUGAAGAUGACCAGGAGAGGGAUGAUGUUGAAAUCCCAGAUGAAACAAUCAAGGCGGAUGGUUUAUCAAAAAUUAAACACCUGAAAUUGCUUUCUGUUCGGUACGUGAACUUUUCGGGAAGUCUCAGUCAUCUUUCGAAUGAGCUAGGAUAUCUUGUUUGGUACGAAUAUCCGUUUGAGUGUUUGCCUCAAAGUUUUCAGCCACACAAACUAGUUGAGUUAAGUCUGAAUGGGAGAAGUAUUCAACGACUGUGGGAAGGCACAAAGCCGUUACCCAAUUUGAAGCGUUUGGAUCUCGCUUUUUGCGAAAGUUUAGUUGAGAUGCCAGAUGUAGCAGAGGCCCUAAAUCUUGAAUGGAUAAAUCUUGAAGGAUGCGUAAAGCUCCAAAAACUCAAUCCAUCGAUUGGGAGUCUGAGAAAGCUUGUUCUUUUGAAUUUGAGACACUGCAAAAAACUAGUAAUCUUAUCCAAUACUAUAUUGGGCCUGAGUUCUAUUAAAUAUCUGGAUGUCUGUGGUUGUUCAAUAAUAGAUAGUAUUUGUUUACUAGAUGAAACAAGGAACACAGAGCCCUCCUCUCCUCUCUCUUAUUUGUGUGAACUCGAUCUAAGCUUCUGUAACUUAGUUGAAAUUCCUGAUUACAUUGGAAAGUUACGUUGCUUAGAGAGCCUAAAUUUAGAGGGAAACAAUUUUGUUAAAUUGCCUAACCUCAAGGACCUUUUGAGACUGUAUUAUUUAAACUUACAGGAUUGCAAGCUAUUGAAAUACUUGCCUGAUCUCCCUUCACGAACUGUCUUGCCCUUAGAACCUUCCACGCUGUCGAGAUUCUCAUCUUCAAUACUUGGUUGGCCUGAUUUAUUAUUCAGUUCGAAUAGAACAGGAUUAAUCAUUAUCGGCUGCCCAGAAUUAGUUGAGAUUGAACAGUGCACUACAAAGAGUUUUUCAUGGGCAAUUCAAAUUCUUGAGGCGACCUACCACCACGGGACCGACAAAUGUCUAUUCCCAGAAAGUAUCAUACCUGGAAGUCAAAUACCGAGCUUGUUCAACAAUGAGUUUGUGAACGUGGACAUAGAAUACCUGGACAAAGAAAACGUAACCGUUGAUCCACCUCCCGUUCCGCAUGACAAUAAUUUUAUUGGUGUUUUGUGUUGCGUAAUAUUUCGUCUAGACCAUAAACAAAAUCCAAUGAAUUUUAGAAGAGAUCACAUGUGGUUACAUUAUGAAAACGUUUCUAUUCAUAUUCAUCCUUAUCCUCCUUUCCUUUUGAGGUCGAUUAUCUCAUUGUUGGGUUACAAGGGUUUUGUUACGGUGGAUGUGAAGAAAGUUCAGUAUCGCUGGGUAAAUGAACAAGACCUAAUUAACCUCAAAAUGACGCAUUGUGCAAAUUUGACAGCUCGGAAGCGCAAGAUUUCCGUAAUUGAGGAAAACGGUUAGGUACCGUAUUUAAGUUGCAACCCAUCAUAAUGAAGAAUUGAAGACUUUAUUGAACGUGGAAUGUGGAAGUAUGAUUUGCUACCAUCUAACCAGAGAGGCACAGUAGAAGCAGAAGUAGCACUGAGUUCAAAUUUUCCUUGAAUGGAAAAUGAUACUUUAACUACCAGUUUAACAACAUUUUAUGUCAGUGAUCCACAUGGAAAUUAAAUUAGAAAAAAAAAAUGACGUGGAAAGAAAAAUGGUGACAGAGUUUCAAGUAUUAGGGUUUCAUUUGUCAUUUAAAAUUGGAUUAUGAGACAACCUUAUAAAGAGAACCCUAGAGAAAAGGACUUCCUCUCACCAGUGCCGCUCACCGGGUGAACAUUGUUCGACCUUUGAAGAUUUGAUUGCAAUGACCACCUAAAAAGUGAGCGUUUUCACCGUUUCGUAGUCGUUUGACAGUUCAUUUGGAACUCUUUAGUUGUUGUUCGUGUCAUGGAGGAACUUGGUGAAGCUUCUCAUACGAGGAAGAAGGUGUGUUCUUAGUCACCCUGAUGUUGUUGCCCUUGAAGAAUGGAUUAGCACAAAAGGUUUUUUCUCUAAGGAAAGCUUUAUCCCAAAAUUGCAUAUUCCAUGUGAUGAAGAAAUUCAUUUUGCAAAUGAGCUAAUAGACAUUAACUUCCAGUGAGCUUUGGAUGAUCAGUUGAAAAUAUGUCAGUCUAAAAUCCAUGCAGACCAAGGGAUGGGAAAGAGCACUUGAAAGUGACUCUUCUACGUAUUGAAUCAACAUUGCAAGGACUUUUUUCAUGUUUGCCUGACUUUGUUCCAAACUCUAGAAAUGGAAUGAAUGAAGAUUCAAAGAAUCUAUUUUUAAUUGUUGGGGCAACAGGUUGUACUGUUGGCAGUAUUGCUAUGAGAGAAAAGACUGUUGAGAUUAUACAUAUAGCCUGCAAAGAUAUGUCCAUGGAGAAAAAAAAUCAGAUGACAACAUUCUGUUGAUACUAAUUAUUCGCAUCAUUGAUGCUUUAGGAAACUAUGAGUUUGGAAUUUGUUGAUCAACACUACUUUGGCUUGCAAUAAUUCGGUUUGGUCUUGUCAUCAUUUUGUGACAUCAAACUCAAGGUACAAUAGUCAGGUAACAAAAUUCUCAAGGGUGUUAAAUUGGAUUGAUAUCAAUAUUGGUGAGAAUUUCAUCAGAAGUGUUUUGGCUAAGGUGGUUGUUGUUGAUGUUGGGGUCUCCAAAGAAGGGCUUUCUUAUGUUAUGGUGAAAGAAGUAGUUCAAAAAUAUGGUGUACAAUUUAAGAAGCAAAAUACAGUACAGAAGUAGUAUUCAUAAUGUAAGAAAGUUGCUUGAAGAGAAACAUGAAAAUCUGGGUACAAAAGGUGUGGACAAAGCGUUUUAUGAAAAUGAAGAUCCUUGUCAAAGUAUGUCGAUUCAACAUGAUUACCAAAGUUCGGGGUUUGAAGGUCACAUUGAAAUGAAGGAAAACACAGCUAUAAAAAAGAAGGGCAUUACCGAAGGUCAUAAUCUCUCAAAAAUAGCCAAAAACCGUCGAUAAUGACCUUUUACCGACGGUUUAUUGACGGUCAGAUUACCGUCGGUAAAUCCCUUGUCGUUAACAUUUAUCGACGGUCUUUGCCCCUAAGCCUUCGGUAAUUACUAAAGGACAAAAGCCUGUGCUGAAAAAAAAGUAUAAACUCAAUCUAGAACCAUGGAUCUAGCAACAAACUUACAUUUUAAAUGUUACUUACUAACAACCAUGUCUACACUCCAUUCAUACAAAUGACGAUCCAUUCCCAUUUUUCAAUAACUUUAAUUAGAAGAGAAUAUUGAAGGCAAACCUCCGGGGCCAUCUAGAAUGUUGUUCCCUUGCAUGAUUUAACAUCAUUCAAUUUGAUUUCCUGAAAAACAAUAAGAAUAACACAAUAUUAGAAAAUGGAAAGAUAAACAACAGAAGAUUGUUCAUAAAUGAAAGCUCGAUAGGAACAAAGCCAAGUCAUGAACUGAGAGCUACCUUCGCUAAUCCAAAAUCUGAAGCUUUCGCAUCCACCAAUAUAUUUGCACAUUUAAUAUCCCUAUAAUCAAUGGAAAUAAUUAGGUAAUAUAUACAAAGAUUUUUCAUGACAUUACAUUAAUGAAAUAGAAAUACAGAAAACAAAGUUAUAGAAAAUAUGAGCAUACUGCAGAACCCCCAGAAAAGAAAACACUGAUAGUUAAAUUUCCAAUACCAAACCCAUAUGUGACAUGUACACAUUCAACCUCUCGAUCUUAAUCUUGUGCAAUAUCGAUUUCUGAUAUAAUAUAUAAACAUCCAUCCUUAAAAGCUACUCCACAACAAAAAUAUCAAGAUACAUAAUGGCACUAAAUGGUGUUAAUUUGAGGCAAGAAAAGAAUAGACAUGACAAUAGUUGGGUGAGAAAUACUCUCAUUUUUCAUUAAGGGGGUAUAAAUUGUCAUGUAUAUAUUCUAAGGGAUAUAUCUCUAGUAGAGAUUUCUCGAAGAGUAUAUCUCUGGAUAUUUCUAAGGGAUCCUUUAGUUACAAGCUCAAUAAAGAUAUACAGAUUUGAUGCGUCCUGCAAUAGAAAACAUAGUUUAAAUUACAAAUACAGAUUUCACUAGCCAUCAUAUAGAAUCAAAUAUAAUUAAUCAACUCUCAAAAAUAUAUUGUACGGAUAAGUAAAUUGAGAAAGAAAUCUAGAAGAAAAAUAUUGACAUGAGGUUAAUAAACUGAUAAAGUUAAUCAACUCUCAAAAAUAUAUUGUACGUCAUUGCAAAAGAUAGCACUAUAUUUGGGUAAGAGAACCUUUUUCAUUUCAGCAAAGGAUUUUCAUUAAUGGAAAAUGAUUGAGGUCAUUUGAUUCAACAAAAUGUUUUAAGUUUUCAUUUUCUUUCCUAUUGUCAAAGUUUGUACAGGAAACAAUGUAAACAGAUAACAAUUAAAUGUUGCUUCCACUUUCAUAUCGCAACUUUUGGAAAGAAUAAACAAAAUGAAAACAAGGUGUUACUUUGUAAUUAAAAGUGAAAGAACUAAACAAAAAUAAGAAACAUUUUUCACAAACCAAAGCAAUAUAGAGAAGAGAGAAAUCCCUUCUCACUUGUUCCAAUUGAUAUACAUUUUGCCUUCCCUGAUUCCCCUAAUCAAGUAGUGAAACUUGUUUUACAUCAAAAAAGAAUCCAUCUCUGCAGUGGAAAUCAGAACAUAUAAACAAAUUAACAAAAGGAAUGCACGAGCAGUUAACACUUAAGUAACUUCUAAAAGACACCAUAAUGGGAUCAAAUAUCAAACCCUAUGAACUUCAAUUAAUUUAGAGUUUUGCAAUAGGUGCUUUGCUGGGAAACCAACCCAUAUAAUGAAGCAAUUUGAACGCAAGAUAUACAAAAGGUAGUAGAUGAUAACUUAACUAAGUGGCCUAAUAAACUUAGUUUGACCAUUCUAUGACAAAAAAAAUAGUCAUAUAAUGCUUAUGGGUAUUUCCCAAUCCGGAAGAGCAACAAAACAAAUAUGUUUUAGCAUCAAAGAGUUAUGACAGUUUAGGAAAGUCCCAACAAGGGCUCCAUAUUAGAGGAAAACUUAAACCAUAAAAGCCACAUACGUAAAAUAAUAUAAUCUAGAAUAUUUGGCAAAGAAAAAAGUUAAAUCAAUACUAACUAUGUUUUCCAUUGCUUAAAAAUCAACAACCCAAGGAGUAAUGGCACGAGCCAACACAUGCAAGAAAGGGAUGCACUAAUCAUAGUCUUUUUCAAUAGAUUGUUAAGCAAAAGUACAAGAUAGUUUAAAAGUUCUAUUAUAUAUGUUCAUAUAUCAUCCUGAUUCUAUUUGCAUGUUUCCUUAUUUCCUUAAUUUAUUUAGUUUCCUUAGAUAGCUUGGUCAUAAUUCCUGAAUAUUUAUGUAUAGAAAUAACUUAGCAAAACACAAGAAAUCAUCUUUCCUUUCAUCUUAAUAGAUCUGAUCACUUCUUCACUAUAAAAAAAUUACUGUUUUGAAAAGAAAGGAAAUGAUUGAUUAUAUUAUUUAAGGAACAAGACAUUUUCCCAACAACACGACUAUGCUUCAGUCCACAAACUGAAAACAAUGAUAAAUAUUGGCCAAAAGAAUUCAAGGUUCAUCCCAUUUCCUAAUCUACCCAUCAUAACAAGUAGUUACUAUUUAUGUUGACAACAAAAACUGAAAACAAUAACUGAUCCUCCUCAAUUAGACAAAUAAAAAUUUGUUAGGAGUGGCAUCAAUUGUUCAAGGUGAAAUUAGGUGAGCCAAGUCACAAUAGGACCGUGAUGUUUGGGCUGAGAUUAAGUAGAAAGAGUUAUCCUUACUAUCAGUUAUAGCGUACUGGUAAGCACUCUCCAACAAAAUUGACAUUCACAUACUGUCAUAUGCUUUUCCAACAUAUUCUUAUAUCCAAACCUUCUACAACUAGCCAAUCUCAUUCUAACACUAACAUUCCAUCACAUAGUAUCGUACAAAGAUUUCAGUAGAAAGAGAGGAAUAAAAUAGAUGAAUCGAAUCCCUGAAAUUUUUCUCACUAGCCCUACUAUAAUUGUUUCUCUUUCUCUUUCUCUUAGCCAAACAAACCACGCCCCAAAAGCUAACCCUUCUGCCAGUUACCCGCGUAAAUCACACGCUUGAUUCUCCCAUUAAGAGAUAUAUUACUAGAAUUAAGACCCAUGGUAGUUAGAAGAAUCAUCUUCGUUCGAAGUAGAAAACCCAGAAAACUCAUCCACAAUAUCUGCAAUCCUCGUCGCGUUUUCCUCCUCUUCUCUCUCCACCCUCACUCCACCAACUUCCCCUUCUUCCUCAUCCUCCUCUUCCUUUACUUCUUCGUCCUCAUCUUCAUCAAAAGCAUUCAACUCCACGUAAGUCUCCUUCCCUCCCUCCCCUUUCGGCGCAAAAUCCCACAACAAAUCCCAUGUCGAACACCUGCAGCCCCUAGAUUGGCCUCGCCCUGCGAUAGUGGAAGCCCUGGUCAGGCCGCCACAACACUAUCGUCACACUGCCACAACAAUGUCGACACGCUGCCACAACAAUGUCGACACACCGCCACAACAACCACAUCAAGAAACACCUUCCAACAGCCCCCUCGCAACAAUGUAAUAUGUGAAUGACCAUCCUCCUCACCGGCAAUCUCCUCACGUUGACACAACGAUUGAAGAAAAGAGAGUUAGGGUUCUGAACAAGGGAGUAGAUGAAGUCUAUGAUACUUGGGGUAGAGGGAGAGAGGAAGACUUGGGGGAAGUUGUGCGAAAACAAUUUGGGAGAAUGGGUUAGGGAAAUCCCAAAUUCGCAUUUCUUUAGGUCAAAGGUGGUAAUCCUUCGAUAAAUUUACUACGUCAUUAUCUACUGUCAUAAUCCUUAUGUAAUCACCACCUCAACAUGCCCUUUGGUAAAUCCUUCGGUAAAUUGAUAUUAUUGACGGCGAAAAGGCCGUCGGCAUUUGACCUUCGGUAAUUAGCACAUUUCCUGUAGUAAUGUAUGAUCGAAUGAAGGCUGGACCGCGAAUACGAUUCAAAAAUCAAACGACUAGAAUUCCAUUUACCGGAGAUGGCAGAAGUAAACAAUGAGUAGUACAAUAAAUUGUACUGAUAUUUAAAUGUUUACCAUUUCAGAUGACUAUGUUCAAGUAGAAUAGCAAAUGUAAUUUUUACUUAAUGUUGAUGUACAUUGUUGGAAAUUGGUUGAAUGAGAUUUCUUUUAAGUUUUUUGGUUGUCCACAUUGAUUGAAGUUGGUACCGAGUUUAAUGGAAAAGAUUUAUUUACAAGUAAGUAUAUCUUGUUAUGCAAAACUAUACUAAGUCUCCAAUUAUUUGAACAUUAGUCCCUAAGGAGUAUUGGAGGUUUAUAUUUUAUUUUUGAAGGUCAUUUUGUGAUUUGGGUCUAUGUUUUGUUCAUGAUAGAGCAACCUGGUUGAAAUUAAUGGAUUAUGGACAUGAAUGUGGCCAUCAUUGCCUUAACAUGACUUGUAUGUCCAUUAUUUUUUAAAACAAGAAUUAUUUUUUCAUUAAAAAAUUGAUGUCAUGAGUUGUGUUGAUCUUGCUGUGCAAAACAUUAUAAUUAGCCUUAGGUCCCCUCUUAAUUUGCCUUUUGCCCCAAUCCAUUUUUGCUUGGUGAUGCACUAGUGCAAAAAAAUUUUUUUAUACCUGUUAAAAAAAGUUUUUCAUACUUGUUUUCGAGUAGGUAUAGAAGCAGGGGGUAUAAAACGUUUUUUUUUCACACCGGUUCUUGAACCAGUGUAAAAAGUUCAUCUUUUGACAUGGGUUCUGUCUAUAACAGAUACAAAAGUUGGUAUUCAUACCAACCAUUUUGGGAGUAGGUAUAAAAAAGCAUUAGGAAAAGAUUCAUUUUUAUAUCUGAUAGGUCCAUAACAGGUAUAAAAGAAUCUUACUUUUAUACAUACCGUUAUUAUAACAGGUAUGAAAAAUAAGACUUUUUAUUGUUGUUGUGCUUUAACAGGUAUAAAAGUGACAUUUUGUUUUUGAAUAUUUGAUUUGUAUGUGCUAUUAUCCAUAUUUAAACCGGUAUAAAAUUCAAUUCUAUAAUACAGUCUAAAUAAUUAAUAACUUGAAACGGUUAUACAUAGAAAUAGAAAAUUACAUUGUUUGUAAUCCAACUUAAAAAAUUAACAAUUACAUUGUCUAUAAUUCAAUAACUUGUCUUUCUAACAAUUAAUCACUUGGAGAAUUUGAUAAGCAAUUUAUUACCUAGACUCAGCUUCUUAAAGCGUGAAUCAUAUUCUUCUAGUAGAUCAAGCUCAAAUGUAGUCAUGUCAAUAGCUCGAACCAGGCUCUUAUCACCCACUUUUCCACUUCCAUUAGACCUUUAAAUUGGAGGUAGAAAUAGAAUUAUAAAAAAGCACCAACUGUUGAUUCUAUAUAUGCAAAAGGGUUAGAGUAAUAAAACAAAACAAUAGAACGUGGAUAGUAUCAAUAUCAAUAAACACCAAGAGAAAAGGGGAAGUAACAUUAUCAUAUUACUAAUCAACCAUAAAAAGAUUGGUUUAAAUCAUGAAAAGGAUUAUGAAUAGAUAUAGAGAAUAAAAAGUUAAUUAAUGAGAGUGGUCUCUAACCAGGAAA
This is a messenger RNA of Vigna angularis (adzuki bean), 10295 nucleotides long. RefSeq names its product disease resistance protein Roq1. Gene Ontology annotation, molecular function: ADP binding; protein binding. The record is from RefSeq and is a predicted model, not a curated record. The transcript has 13 exons. Bases 122 to 3250 code for a protein of 1042 amino acids. Lineage: Eukaryota; Viridiplantae; Streptophyta; Magnoliopsida; Fabales; Fabaceae. Gene Ontology annotation, biological process: defense response; signal transduction.